AUGGACCACGUAAGGAAUUUCUAUGACACUAUACUGAGGUCGUCCCAUCCUUUGCUGAUGGCCUUUCACCUAGCAGGCAAAGCUGCUCCCCUGGCUUUCUAUAUUGCUGGGUUUCUGUUCCCCAGUUUCACAGCAUUAUUUAUCACAAUAGUGUUGCUGCUGGCAGCAGACUUCUAUUUCACUAAGAAUAUCAGUGGUAGGCGAUUGGUACAGCUGCGUUGGUGGUACGAUUCCUCAGCAACGAGCACAGAAACAUUCACAUUCGAAUCCCACAAACAGUAUACUGCUGGGCCACCCAUAAAUCCAAUUGACUCGAAGCUGUUCUGGUGGUCUAUGUACCUGACUCCUGCAAUCUGGUUUGUGCUAGGCAUACUGGCUAUACUAAGAUUAAAACUGAUCACGUUCAUAUUGAUUGCUGUGGCCACUUGUAUGACCGGAUGGAACACAUAUGGGUUCCGCUGCUGUGAUCGCUGGAACCCUAACAACAGUCAGUCAACCGAGCCAUUCUUUCAACUGCCAUCUAUUCCAGGCCUGGAUAAUAUCACAAGAUUGGCGAGAUUUCAAUCAUUCUUCCAAUCUGCUGCUAACUAA
Messenger RNA from Nakaseomyces glabratus, 591 nucleotides. RefSeq names its product Tvp23p (gene TVP23). Gene Ontology annotation, biological process: protein secretion; vesicle-mediated transport. Gene Ontology annotation, cellular component: Golgi membrane. The record is from RefSeq and is a predicted model, not a curated record. Lineage: Eukaryota; Fungi; Ascomycota; Saccharomycetes; Saccharomycetales; Saccharomycetaceae.